AUGGCCACAAGGGUUGCUCCAUCCUCCUCACCGCAGACCCUCCACCACUCCUCCUCCGCUGCCCACGCCCACUCCCAAGCCCAAGCUCACCACCAACCCGUCCAGCCCGUCCAGCCCGUCCAGCCCAACGAUGCUGCUGCAAACCCCAACAAGCGCGCAAACCCCGGCGCCAACCCCGGAUUCCCCUCCCCCCACAGAUCACCCUCGCCCGCUCCCCAGCACCGCCGCGGCUACCAGGCCUGCGAUCCGUGUCGCAAGAGAAAGGUUCGCUGCGACCUGGGAAGCGUCGACAACCCACGCCCCCCGCCCUGCGUCCGCUGUCGCCGGGAAAGCAAACGCUGCGAGUUCUCUGCCACCCGCCGCAAGCGCAAAGUCUCAGAAGCAACAGGCCUUGCCAAUGGCGAUCUCGAGGAGGAUACCACGUUGCGCAGAGACAAGCGCAUGAUGUCUGCAGAUGCCUCGCGUCUCGAUUCCGCGGAGAGCGUCAACAGCGGUUCCAAUAAUAUCAGCAGUGUAAAUGAUAAUGAUAAUGACGAUGAUACGAAUAGCAACGACAUCUCAUCCUUUCCCCCUGCCCCCCUCUCUGGUGUCGAUACCGAUAUCAGCAUGUCGUCCUCCUCCCACCGUCGAUGGACUGAGCCCGGACACCCGCCCCAGAACCGCUUCGCCAUCGCCCCCGCAAACCCUAUCUCGCCCAACCAAUAUCACAGUAAUACCGCGAGUGCCAGUGGCAAUACAAGCGCCGGCGGUCAUCGGUUACCGACGCGAGGGGUAGGCCCCCCCGGUGCAGGUACAGGUAAAGGUGGUUAUGCGGAAAACCUGGCCUCAGCCAGCGGCCAGCAAGUCAUGAACCGCACCGCGGCUGAGCUACUAUCCCCCGCCAUCAGCAACACACACGAUGCGCUCCAUCUCCUAUCCGAAGCAGCGGGGAGGACUGAGGAUUUAAAUCGCCAGCAGCAGCUGGACUAUCGCUAUUCCGCGUCCACGUCGAGCUUUGCCUCGCCAACUGACGCCCUGGCGAGGGGAAACGUCUCAGAGAAAUCUGGGAGGUCCAUGUCCAACGGCCAGCAGUCUCUCCAUCGCUACCAGCCGCAGACCGCCGGUUCGACUUCAGUUGGCGUUGUCGAACAUCGUGCUGGUGAAGCGGGAGUUGUUGGGACCAGCGAUGCCGGUAGGGAAGGGUCCAGGUUGAUGAAUGCGCCUCCUUCGCUGAAAGGCGGAUUUGUAGAGGAUAUGGAUUAUGUGAAUGCUGUGAGGGUGUGGUCGAGGUUUCGCUUUAUUAGGGCCGGCAACGGCGCAAAUUCCCGCGCCUACUCCAUCCACGAGAAACUGUGGUCCUAUCUACGCGGUAUGAUCGAACGCUUAAUCUGGGGCCAAGAGAAGUUCGACGGGGGCACCUUACCCUCCCAAAUACCCAAAUUCUCCUUCGCCCCUGGCCAAUCGAAUGCGAGUAGUGGAAAUCUACGAUCACUGGGCACUAUCGAGGCCCUUCUGCUCCUGACGGACUGGCACCCGCGCGCCUUGCAUUUCCCGCCUGGUGAUGAUGAGAAUACACUCUUGGAUAUUGACCCACAGCUCCUGACGCAGAUCCAGACGCAGUCUCUGGAUAAUCGGGGGAAUAUCGAUCAUGAUCACGAUCCCAUAACGACGGGCAAGGCACAGAGUAUUAGUAGCGGCGGCGGCGGCGGCGGCGGAGGAGGAGGAGGAGGUGGAGGAGGAGGAGGAGGAGGUGGUGGUGGUGGUAGUAGCUCGGAGGGUCGUCUUGCGUUCUACAAAUGGCUCGAACCUGUCUGGCGCUCCGAUCGCAUGUCCUGGAUGCUCCUCAGCACCGCACAAGCGCUCGCCUUUGAGCUCGGUGUCUUCGACCCCAAAAACGACCAGAUGUCCAACAACGCGAACACGGAGUCCUCGACCGAGCGCAUCCGGAAACGCCGCGUGCGCAAGCUGAUUCUCGUAUAUGUCUCGCAGAGUAGCGGGCGGUUGGGGAUCCCCUCCAUGCUCCCGCUCCCACAAUGGGGGAUAAACAUGGAUCCAGUAUCGUCAGAGGACUGCCGCUUCCUAGACCCCCACGAGGACCGAUCGAUUGAUUUGAUGCAGGAUUGCUGGAUGGAUAUUUCGAAGAUCAUGUAUACGAGCAACCAGGUGUUGUUCCAGAGUAAAGAGCAGACGUCGAACUUGAUUAAGAGUGGAAGAUACCGGGAACAGAUUGAUAAGUUUAUACCGUCAUUGAGGGAGUUUAGGACGAAGUUUGAUCGGGUUUCUAAUAGAUGGACCACAAUGAGCAAUGAGGUUCAACAUCCAUCUACGGCGGGUUCAACGCGGCCCAACUCAACAGCCCAGACAAAUUCUUCCACUGCCGCCAAUGCGACCGCUUCGUGGCGGGUCCUCAUGGAACAGUACCAGGUCAACGAACCGUAUAUUCAAGAGGUCGUCGACGCCUCGCGACGGAUUUUGAAAACCGUCCUUGACGGUCUUCUCCCUGGCAAUUCCCUGAAACAUGCACCAGUUCGCACUUUUUUCCGAAUUUUAUCUGGAAUGAUAUUCAUUCUCAAGACCUUCACCCUAGGUGCCAAAGAAGAUGACGUCCGCAUCUCCCUCGACCUGCAAGACCGUACUAUCGAGUCUCUACGCACCUGCGUAGUCGACGAUGUCCAUCUAAGCGUCACAAUCGCUGAUCUCCUCCAGCUCCUAACCUCCAACAUCCGGAACAGGUUCCUCCGCUUUGCGCCCCCAGACCGCGUCACUGGCGAAUGCAGCAGUCGCGAACGAACACCGCAGCCGCAGGCGCAACCACCCGGACUCAUGUCCUCACCGCUGUCGACACGACAGUCACCCCAUCCGCCGGACCAUCUCGGCCACGCUUCAUCCCAGCAACUCGAUCAAAGCCAAAAUGACUUCCAAAACCCCGCACGCUGGCAGCAACAACAGCAACAGCAACAUCAGCUCUCUCCCAACACACCCUUCCACUUUGAUACAAACAGCCACCAUCAUCACCAUGCCCACCACCAACACCCCAACCAUCACCACAACCAUAGCCACAGCCAUCCGUCUACCACCCACGCAGAUCCCCUCGCCAACAUCCCCGCCCAACCCCUCAACUCCUCCAACCUGACCGUCUCCUUCAUGCCCCCGCCCGCCUCCGUUUACUACAACUACUACGACCCCAGCACCGCCUCGCUAAAGAUGGACCUCGACGGCGCAGAUCCCACCACCACGGCUGCCGCAGUUGCCAAUAACAACAACACCAUCUCACCCGACGUAAUCAAUAGCCAUAACCACACUGGAAACAACGGCGGGUCCUCACCAUCGCUCCCCAACGGCGCCACGAACGGCACCACCACCAGCGGCGGUGCCAAUACUUCCUCCAUCAACAAUAACAAUAACAACAAUAACAAUGCCACUGCCGCCACUGCCACCAACAGUGGCGGCGGCGGAGGCCAAUCAGACUGGUUCGCGCUGCCGCUCGAUCAGUUCUUCAACAAUGCGACGAUGGGGGUUGAUCAGGGACUGGGCGGGACGGGGCCGAUGGUGGGCGAGUUUGAUAUGCUCGAGGUGUUGUUGAAGGAGCAGGAUGAUAUGGGGGGUGGGUUUUUGUAG
Molecule: messenger RNA, 3597 nt
Organism: Histoplasma capsulatum G186AR
Lineage: Eukaryota; Fungi; Ascomycota; Eurotiomycetes; Onygenales; Ajellomycetaceae
Exons: 5
Coding region: 1-3597 (1198 amino acids)
Biological process (GO): positive regulation of transcription by RNA polymerase II; aromatic amino acid catabolic process
Cellular component (GO): nucleus
Molecular function (GO): DNA-binding transcription factor activity, RNA polymerase II-specific; zinc ion binding
Source: RefSeq, a predicted model, not a curated record